Messenger RNA from Drosophila obscura, 1770 nucleotides. Its product is annotated as transcriptional protein SWT1-like. Lineage: Eukaryota; Metazoa; Arthropoda; Insecta; Diptera; Drosophilidae. Gene Ontology annotation, cellular component: nucleus. The record is from RefSeq and is a predicted model, not a curated record. The transcript has 5 exons. Bases 127 to 1434 code for a protein of 435 amino acids.
CUCGCAAGCAGUGUGACCAAAUAUACCGCCAUAUACCGAUGUAUCGUAAAUAUCGAAGUCCUGCUCAGCUCUAGUCCAGCCCAACUUCGCAACAACACAAAUUUGUUAAAUGUGGAAAAAAACAGGAUGUCUGGCUAUGGCAGCAAAUUGGAAUGCAAGAAGCGCCUGACCGAGGACGAAGCGAUGCAAAUGAUCUACCAUGCAGCGCCCACCAACAAACAGCCAGCUCAGAAUCGUCUGAAGCGCUUGCAGACGAACUUGAAGCGAGUGCAGGACAAGAAAGCGAGCAAGGACAAGCCGGACAAGGACAGUAAGAGAAGCAAUCAAAAUGCCUCCACGUCAGCCUCCCAGACAACCAGCAGUGCAGCAACUUCAGGCGCCUCACAUGGUCGCAGGUCCUUGACCUUCGCCACGGCGCUGACACCAGAAACAUCACGCUCCUCACAGAGUAGCAAGUCGCUGACACCAGAGACGCCACGCACCUCACAAAGUCGCAGAUCAAAUGCCUUUGCACCGUCGCCAUCGCCGUUGACAUCAGAGACGCCACGGUUCUCACAGAGUCGCCGAUCAAAUGCCUUUACACCGUCGCCAUUGUCGCUGACACCAGCGAAGUCUAUACGCGAGCGCCUCAGGGAUCAGGCGAAGACCUGGCAGAAACCCAAGGCGCUUCUGGAUUCCAGCAAUCGUCUCCAAUCGGGUAGCUCGACAAGUGCCAACCAGCGACUAACGCAAUUGCGAGCUUCCUUGGGGCAACAGGCGAAGCAGGAGACCAAGGAGCGCAACAACAACGACUGUCCAAUACUGCCACCAGCUAUACCGAAUGCAUUUAUGGGCAAAAAGGCAAAGCGAGCAGAACCCGAGCCAGAGCCGGAGUCGGAGCCAGAGCCGAUGGACUGGGAAGACUGUGAUCUGGUAAUACUAAACCGGAAAUCGGAGGACGGCGAGUUGAAUGAACUGCCCGCCCGUCGCUUGGAGCACAUGUACUUUGUACUCGACACAAAUGUGCUCAUGCACAACUGCUCAUUUGUGGAGGAUCUCACGAAAGUUGUGCUGCCUGGCACCGUGGGCAGCAUGCUGUUCAUACCGUACAUAGUGAUCAAGGAGCUGGACAGGCUCAAGGUCAGGCAGAACGAUGACAAUAUGAGACGCGAGAUGGCUGUUCGUGCCAUUCGCUUUCUAAACACCAAAUUUGAUGAGAGUCUUGAAAUCCAAGCUCAAUCAGCCUUGGAGGAGUCGGAGCACCUAAUUGAAGUGGAUUGUGGCGAUGAUAGCAUUGUCAACUGCUGCCUACAGCUACAAAGAGAGGUGCCACACAUGAUGCUGCUGACAAAUGAUGCCAAUUUACGCCUGAAGGCCAAGUCCUCGGCCAUACCGGUAUCCACGCACUCCGACCUGAAGGCCGCCCAUCCCGAUGAGUUUGCAGCUCUCGAGUAAGUGGUACGAGUCGCACGAGUGACGAGGAACACCAAAGACUGUGUUUGUGAUAGGAUUCAACCGAAGCCUGUAUGCCAUACGAGUGUAUACAAAAGUCAAGCCACUGCACCGCGGCCAACAUGAAGUACAACCCCAAAACAAUAUCAAAAUAAUUAUAUUUAGAUGUACAUAUGUGUAUAUAUAUACCAGUUAAUAGCCACCCACCAGUGAUGUUCACCACAUGGAAAAGUUUACGUGGCCUUUGUCGAACGGAAGACUAUUUUUGAUACUGAAAUAAAGUGAAGUAAUGAAAUCUGAGAUAAAGCCCCAUAAAAAGGAAAGGCAGUGCAGUGUAAC